CAAACGCUUUAGACACAACGCAUUAACUACCCAAACGAAGGUUUCCAGACGAUAUCGCUCAACACACCUUUCCAAGACUCAGCAUGGGGGACCCACAACAAACAGAAUCGCUUGUACCGAAGACGUUUCCAGACUUCGGAGUCAUGCAGCUGGACGAAGUUCUGGAGAAGAUUGGUCAGUUCGGACGCUACCAGAAGAUCAUUUUCGUGUUGAUAUGUAUCCCUGGUAUAAGUUGUGGGAUUGUAAUGACGUUGGCGGUGAUAUUGUUGGGAGUACCGAACCACAGAUGCAGUAUUCCUGGGUAUGAGAAUGACACCUACUCCAUACAAGACUCCGUACAUCAAGACUACGUGUCUAGGUAUAUCCCGCCAUCCACGAAGGAUACCUCUCUCAUUUACGACGGGUGCCAAUUAUACAGUUACAACUCCUCCAGUACCACGUUCGACAACUCCAGUCAUCCAAUCAAUGCAUCUCUGGUGACGUGUGCGUCAUGGGUUUAUGACGAUAGUGAGUUCUACGAAACGUUUGUUUCCAAGCAUGACCUGGUAUGUGGCAGCCACUAUAAAGUAUCCACAGCUAAGUCAAUCUUCUUCGGGGGUGUUUUGGUGGGCGCUCUCGUCUUCGGUUCCCUCUCAGACGGCAUUGGUCGUAAAAAGACCAUCAUGGUUUCAAUGGCGUUGCUAUUUGCAUCGUCACUUGGCCUGGCCUGGGCUCCGAACUACAUUGCAUACGUCAUUCUGAGGUUCCUGGCUGGUAUGGCAUUCUCAGGCACAUUCAUUACAGCUUACGUCAUAGGUGUGGAAAUCGUUGGUCCAACAAAGCGUAAAUACACUGGUAUCAUCAACGAAAUUUUCUUCGCCUUUGGAGAAUGUUGCUUGGCUGGGAUUGGUUACUUAGUCAGAGACUGGCACCACGUGGAAAUCAUCAUAGCAGCACCGAUGGUCUUAUAUCUGACAUAUUGGUGGUUCAUCCCCGAAUCUCCAAGAUGGCUCAUCAACAAAGGUAGGUUUGAUGAAGCAGAGGACAUACUGAGAAAAGCAGCAAAGUUCAACAAGAAAGAGUUACCUGAAAAAAUUCUGGACAGAGAAGUCAGGGACAAGCCAAAACAAGAGAAAAUCUACAAGAUAUUCACGUCACGUAUCCUAUUUAUCCGAACAUUAAUCAUCCUCUACAACUGGAUGGUGGUGAGUUUAGUGUAUUACGGACUGACCUUGAACUCUGGAAAUCUCAGUGGAGAUGUUUACCUCAAUUUCUUUUUCUCUGGAAUGGUUGAGUUCCCAGCUUACAUUAUCAGCAUCAUUUUCCUCGACAGGUUAGGCAGGAGAACACUGCACUGUACAAGUAUGCUCGCUGGGGGCAUAGCGUGUCUGUCAACAAUUUUCACCGUUUUGUAUGGCGGUAAAGAUCUCCAAACUUUAACAACAGUCCUAGCUUUAAUAGGGAAGCUUGGGUCAUCUGCGGGAUUCGCCAUCAUCUACAUAUAUUCUGCGGAGCUGUUUCCAACCGUUCUCAGGAAUGCUGCCAUUGGUAUAUUUUCGUGUGGUGCAAGGGUUGGUAGCAUGGUUGCUCCUUUGAUAGCAGAUUCGUCCCAACUCAUUGGCGGUAAGAUGGGCCAAGCCGUACCAUUGGUGAUAUUCGGGGCGGCAUCUGUCCUCGCUGGUAUUCUCACAAUGUUUCUACCAGAAACGCUUAAUACACGGUUGCCGGAAACAAUAGAAGAUGCAAGACUAUUCGGAACGGAGGAAUAUAAACGAAAAAAGAAGCUUGAUGUUCGUGAUGUUGAAAUAACUAAAUUUUAGUAGGAAUUCGUGCAUUGCUCAUUUGUAUACUCAAGGACUUGUUUGAUCAUCUGACUGUUUAUAUUUAUUGGGAGUGGCAAUAUGUCUAAUACCCUAUCGUGAAAAUGAAGACAUGUGAUGGGUUUCAAGCAUCUUCUCAACUUUUAUAGGAUAAUGCUUUCUGGACAUAGUAAGAUGUUAAUUUCAUAAUUCUACAUUUCUUAGUUAUCAGUAACGUAGACAAAGUGAAUGGUAAAAAAGAACAUUUUCAAAGUCGUCGGUAUUGUCUAAUUGUAGACUCAACUCGAUACCAUCAUACCCACCAACACAUUAUUGUCAUAUUCGCAGCAGGGGCUAUCAUUCUCUAAAUGAUACAAGCCUUAUGCCCCUUUUUCAACUUAUAUGUACGAUAUUGGUUCUUGUGAACUGCAAGGACAUUAACUCUCGAUACGUACAUGUAUUCUAACAGGUUAUCAAAUGAGUUUCUGCAUUUUACGUAACUUUUGAUAAGGCAUUGUUUGUUGUCAAAUUUUUAUGGAAAUCCAGUUAGUAUUUGAGUCUGAUUUCAUAUGUUUUUCUCUUUCUUGACACCGUUUAUGUUAUCGAAACUCGAAAAUAAAAAUUUAAGGUUUCGUUUUAAGAACCCAACUCACAGUUUGUAAUAAGCAUUGUAUGCAUAAACAGUACUAACAUAACGAGGAUGAAUGCCAACUUAUAUUAACGAUUAAUGAUUUGGUUUUUUUACAAAAGCAACCAUCUACUUGCAUCUUAGAGUAUUUUGUCGGUAUUUGGCACAACGACAAACUAUAUUGCAUAUCGAUAAAUUUGAUUUUUAAUUGUCACGAUAUUGUGUGUAAAUAGUGUUGGCUACAACUGGCCAUGGUUGUUUGUGCGUGUAUGUAUGAUAUAAUGCAAGCGAACUCAUAAAAUCCAUUUGUACGCAAGUUUUCUUCGAUAUUAAUAAAAAAUAAAAAUUGC
Mizuhopecten yessoensis (Yesso scallop) is the source of this 2756-nucleotide messenger RNA. RefSeq names its product organic cation transporter protein-like. Gene Ontology annotation, cellular component: membrane. The transcript is spliced from 11 exons. Gene Ontology annotation, molecular function: transmembrane transporter activity. The coding region runs from base 84 to 1799 and encodes 571 amino acids. Gene Ontology annotation, biological process: transmembrane transport. The record is from RefSeq and is a predicted model, not a curated record. Lineage: Eukaryota; Metazoa; Mollusca; Bivalvia; Pectinida; Pectinidae.